GGGUUAGACUUCUGUCCACCCCCUACUUCUACUUCUACUCCACCUUUUUGCCAGGUUGAGCCCAUGGCGGAUUCGGCGAAGCUCCAACUCUACUCAUACUGGCGGAGCUCUUCCUCACAUCGUGUCCGCAUCGUACUGAAUCUUAAAGAAUAUCGCGUGCUUUGUUUUUGGAUCGUCCCUAAUUGCUUAUUCCUCUGUUUGAUAGGGUUGGAGUAUGAGUACAAGCCCGUUAACCUUUUAAAGAAUGAGCAGUCGACUCCUGAGUUUGCUAAGUUGAAUCCACUUAAAUACGUUCCGGUGCUGGUAGAUGGGGAUGCCGUGAUAGCCGACUCUUUUGUGAUUACAUUGUAUUUGGAAGACAAAUAUCCCGAGCAUCCUCUCCUGCCCAAGGAUCUGAAGAAUAAAGCACUCAAUCUUCAGGUAGCUAGUAUUGUGGGGUCCAGCAUUCAACCUCUUCACAACCUGGGUGUUUUGAAUUAUAUUGAGGGGAAACUUAAUUCUAAUGAGAAAGUUGCUUGGGCUCAGUAUCACAUCAAUUAUGGCUUUGAAGCCCUUGAGAAAUUGUUAAAAGAUGUUGCCGGAAAGUUUGCCACAAGUGAUGAAGCCCAACUGGCUGAUGCAUUUCUAGCUCCUCAGAUCCUUACAGCAUCAAGGUUCGAGAUUGACAUGGGUCGCUACCCAACACUCGCCAGGCUCAAGGAAGCUUAUGAUGAGCAUCCUGCUUUCAUUGCUGCUCUUCCGACAAACCAACCGGAUGCACCUACGUCAUCUUAGGUAGACGGCGAGUUCUCUGCUGUAAACGAAACUUCUGUGUUCCAUAUUUUUUCUUGUUGUGCGUUUUGUGAUCACUAUAAUUAAAGGUUCUUCAACUUUUCUUUGUUUGGAGGAUUAUCAUUUGUCCAUGAUUUUGUAGCUCAUAUGAUAAGGGUUUGUCUAGGGUUGUAAUUCAAGCUAAUUUGUGAGUUAGUUUGGGUUUGGCUUAAUGAAUAGAUCAUGAGCUGAGCUCGACAAGCUAAGCUUGAGCUAGCACCAACUUGACUUGGUAGCUCGUGAACUGGCUCAUUUGAAAAAUAUUAAUAUAAUAUAGAAUUAAGAUGC
This is a messenger RNA of Dendrobium catenatum, 1098 nucleotides long. RefSeq names its product glutathione S-transferase 2. Gene Ontology annotation, biological process: L-phenylalanine catabolic process; glutathione metabolic process. Bases 64 to 774 code for a protein of 236 amino acids. NCBI's taxonomy places the organism in Eukaryota, Viridiplantae, Streptophyta, Magnoliopsida, Asparagales, Orchidaceae. Gene Ontology annotation, molecular function: maleylacetoacetate isomerase activity; glutathione transferase activity. The transcript has 9 exons. Gene Ontology annotation, cellular component: cytoplasm. The record is from RefSeq and is a predicted model, not a curated record.